Talaromyces marneffei is the source of this 693-nucleotide messenger RNA. RefSeq lists its product as uncharacterized. Gene Ontology annotation, cellular component: proton-transporting two-sector ATPase complex, catalytic domain. Bases 1 to 693 code for a protein of 230 amino acids. Gene Ontology annotation, biological process: proton transmembrane transport. The transcript has 3 exons. Gene Ontology annotation, molecular function: proton-transporting ATPase activity, rotational mechanism. The record is from RefSeq and is a predicted model, not a curated record. Lineage: Eukaryota; Fungi; Ascomycota; Eurotiomycetes; Eurotiales; Trichocomaceae.
AUGUCGCAACGCCAUGCCCUCUCGGACGACCAGGUCGCGGGCGAGCUCCGCAAGAUGACAGCGUUCAUCAAGCAGGAAGCUCUCGAAAAGUCCAAAGAAAUCCACAUCAAGGCCGACGAGGAAUUCGCCAUUGAGAAAUCCAAACUGGUCCGUCAAGAGAUCGCUGCUAUCGACGCCCUAUAUGAGAAGAAAUUCAAACAAGCCGCCAUGUCCCAGCAAAUCACCCGCUCCACACUCUCGAAUCGUACCCGUCUGCGAGUCCUCUCGGCUCGUCAGGAGUUGCUCGAUGAGCUCUUCCAGCGCGCUCGUGAAGAGGUUACCACGUCAACCAAGGAUGCGAAGAAGUAUCAGAGCAUAUUGGCUAAUUUGAUUUUGGAGGGUCUCUACUAUCUGAAUGAAGACAAGGUGGCGGUACAAGCCCGGAAGAAGGAUAAUGAUGUGGUCAAGAAGGCCAUUGAGGAUGCAAAGAAGGAAUUCAAGGACAAGGUUGGCAGGGAUGUGACGAUAGUUCUUGAUGAGAGCGACCCGCUGCCAGAUGGAUCAGCGGGCGGUGUUUCUAUCGUUGGUGGCGGCGGUAAGAUUGAUAUCAACAACACUUUUGAAGAGCGACUGCGACUUUUGGAGAUCGACGCACUGCCAGCUGUUCGCGAGACACUAUUCGGAAAGAAUGUGAACCGCAAGUUCUACGAUUAG